Molecule: messenger RNA, 2542 nt
Organism: Maylandia zebra (zebra mbuna)
Lineage: Eukaryota; Metazoa; Chordata; Actinopteri; Cichliformes; Cichlidae
Gene: gng12a
Product: guanine nucleotide binding protein (G protein), gamma 12a
Biological process (GO): G protein-coupled receptor signaling pathway
Cellular component (GO): heterotrimeric G-protein complex
Molecular function (GO): G-protein beta-subunit binding
Source: RefSeq, a predicted model, not a curated record
UUGAAGCUGGCGGUCGUCCUGCGUUUCGGUUGGUCCGCCUCUCUCCCGACAAAAUUCGGCUGUUCUCGACGCAAAGCGUCCAAGUGGAGGAAAAGGAAAGAAAAGGGGGAAGCUGGCGAAGAAGAAAAAGUAAACCACAAUUAAAAGAAAUUAGCUCUAAACGUCCGCAGAAAGUGAAAGCUGAGCUUGGAAGUCGACGGCGAGGUCUCCGCUGAGCUUGUUUUCCACAGUCUGUGGUGUAAACACGUUAGUGUAGUUCUGACAUUGCGCCGUGAGAGACAGAGCUGAGGGAAAGGUCUCCUCCCAGUCUGUUGACGGAGACAGUUUGGCUUCAGUGGAAGGAGACACGGCUAUACCUGACUGCACAGUACACCGGCCAGUGUUGCAUCGCCCAGGAUGUCUUCAAAGCUUCACCCUUCCAAUAACAUCGCCCAUGCCCGACGGACGGUGAACCAGCUGAGAAUAGAGGCGAGCAUUGAGAGGAUAAAGGUAUCCAAGGCCUCUGCAGACCUUAUGAACUACUGCACCGAACACGCCAGAAAUGACCCUCUCCUUACGGGCAUCCCUGCUUCAGACAACCCCUUCAAGGAAAAAAAACCCUGCACUAUAUUGUAGUGGAUGUCACCUAGCCUUUAUCUGUUUUUUUUUUUUUCUUUUGUGUGUUUGUUUGUUUGUUUUGGCUUAUUAAUGUUCCUGUAUUUCUUUGUGUUGGGAGAAAUUGGAGGAGUGGACUGGGAUCGAAUCAUUACCAUGUGUUCAGAAACCAUGUGUUGUGUGCCUGUUCCAGCAGCCCUGUAUUAUUCACUGAAAAUAUUGACCCAUUCUUCAGUUUGAGCUCUAACCACUAACAAAACGUUGCUUCCAAGUACGUAAUAUCAAAGCAGAUAUCCUUGUCGAAAUGUCCCAACAGCACUUGCAAUCCUCAGUGAUGGAUUUUGGUCUUUCCUGAUAUGUGCACAACGUCAUCUCCGGUGGGCAGCGACUGUUACUCAUCUCCCUGGUUUGCCUUAAAUGGGUUCAUGCAGCCAAAGUGUCCCUCCUGCCCUUUAAAGUGUGUCAUCCAAGGAGAACAGUGAGAGCUUCAGAAAGAGGUGCCACCGGUAUUGUACGGUUUGGAUUACUAAAUUCAGGGGCGGGUUCUGCUCAGAUGUUACCGUGAUGUAUUUUGGAUUGGAGCAGUAACACUUAGUGUUAAAUUCCAGUAACGCAAAGUAUUUUACAACCCAUCCCAGCUGCAGCAGCCCCCAGCUGCUUCUGCGUAAUCUGCAUCCAGCUCAGUUCAGUCUGUUCCUCUCUGGUACUACAGCUGUAAUCUGAUAGUGUAAAAUCUCCUUGCAGUAUAAUUACCUUGUAUAGUGUUUCCUUUAGCUGAUUUAAUGAACCGUCAUGUUGAUAUUCAUUCCAUAUGAACACCUUUGGUCAAAGAUAAUCAGUGCUCAGAUUCAGAUUUACAUGAAGCAACACUGUGUAAUGAAAAGCCGGGACCAAGAAAACCAAUGACACUGCAUAUUAGAAAUAUUUUUAAUGGUGUCUGAAUUUGACUGUUUUAGCCGUCCUUUGUAAAAACUUUCUGCGGUACGUUAUUUUUAGGAUGCUCACGACAAAACGUGCUAGCGAUCUUUACUCAGUGUCAGCCCCGCCUGCUCGCUCAUCACAAGUGUCUUAGUCAAGUGAACGUGCACAUCAUUAUCUUUAAGUGUUUUGGCACCAGGUGGGCGUAAUGUGUGUGCAUUGAUUUAUUUUUACUUUUUAUUUUUUUUAAACCACUCUCUUAAAACUGCUCUAGUUUUCCACUUUUGUGUUUGUGGGGAUGGAGGGUGUCGGUCUGGCAUGUGCUGUAUGUUGUGAUUUGCUGGGAGAAAAAUAUCUGCUAUGGUGAAUUUUACAAUAAGAAAAAAAAAAGACAGAAUAGAUAGUAUUAAUUCAAAUCUUCUUCACUCUAAAGCCUUACUUAUGUUUGCCUUGUAUGAUGAAGAACAUUCUAACUUGGGAGUACUUUCUUUAAAGAUGUUUCUAUCAAUUUUUAUCUGUGGGAUGAAAGUGAUUUGUAACAAUAUUGUGCCAUCGGGUUUUGUCUACAUGUCACGAGCAGAACUUGUUAAAAUUGUGUUUCACUUACCAGGUGCUCCGCUUUUCAGCAGUUUUGGUAUUGUUGUCUUCUCCAAAGGGUACUUUCAGGUCUUCAAAUCAGCAAGAUCUAGUGUUACUAUCAAUGGUAUUGUUAUUUUUUAUGAUUUUUGUCUAAGCUGUCAGUUCUUCUUACUUGCAAUAAACGAGUCCUGUAUGCCUCCUAAGGAAAAAAUUCAGAUGACCACUGCCAUGUCCUAAUUUCUGUCCAUUCACAGUGACUCUGUAACAGCCUUAUUGUACCAUUUAUAGAUUAAUUUAAUUGUCAAAAUCUGCAUUUUGAUAACUGUCUUUAUUAAUAUUCCAACAUUUGUAUGAAGACUUAACUGAAAUUAAUAAAGUGAAGCAUUCCUACAGUCCAAUACUGUACUAAUAUCUCAAUAAAAACGUGCCGUGCUGCAUAGCCUUGCUACUA